Messenger RNA from Microthlaspi erraticum, 465 nucleotides. The record is from the annotation of a GenBank genome assembly. Lineage: Eukaryota; Viridiplantae; Streptophyta; Magnoliopsida; Brassicales; Brassicaceae.
AUGAUAAUACAUUCUCCAUCUCCUUGUCUCCACUGCGCAAAGUUCUUGAACAAUAGAGGCAGAUUUGUGUGUCAGAGCCGCUUGGUGACUAGAUCGGCGGCUGUACGUAUAUCCACGGCGGCGAUUGGGACCAUAGCGGCUGCGGUUAUGAUGGCUUCCGUAUCCGUAGCUUAUGCAGAGCUUCCUCCUCCGCCGCAAGACGGCGAAACGCUAUCUAACGUGCCGCAAACGCUAUCAGGCGAUGACUGUAAGAAACAGAGGAUACAACGACCCAAAUCCAAGAACGCAGAGAGAUGCACAGUUAAAUGCGUCAACACUUGUAUUCGCAGCGGAGACGGAGAAGGACCGAUCAAUAUCAGAAGGCCAUUAGUGGUAUUCAAGCAAGGAUUUCGAAGCCGUAAUUACUGCUUAGUGGAAUGCUCAGAUAUUUGCAAUUUGAUCGGAGAUGGUGACUAUGGACCUUGA